AUGGGUGAUGGACAGUACGGGUGGGUCGCCAGCAUCGAUGUGGUGGAGAACGAAGAGGCCAGCGCCAGUGUCGUCGUUAAGAUGACGGACUCGUUUACGGAGCAGGCUGACCAGGUGACUGCUGAUGUUGGAAAGCUCUUGGGUGAAGAGAAGGUGGACGCGAUCCUUUGUGUGGCUGGAGGAUGGGCCGGGGGCAAUGCCAAGUCCAAGUCUCUCUUUAAGAACUGUGACCUGAUGUGGAAGCAGAGCUUGUGGACAUCGACCAUCUCCAGCCACCUGGCCACCAAACACCUCAAGGAGGGAGGCCUGCUGACCUUGGCUGGAGCCAAGGCUGCCUUGGAUGGGACCCCUGGUAAGCCUGUACCUGCUGGUCUAGGAG
This is a messenger RNA of Orycteropus afer afer, 379 nucleotides long. RefSeq names its product quinoid dihydropteridine reductase (gene QDPR). Gene Ontology annotation, biological process: L-phenylalanine catabolic process; tetrahydrobiopterin biosynthetic process. The record is from RefSeq and is a predicted model, not a curated record. Gene Ontology annotation, molecular function: 6,7-dihydropteridine reductase activity; NADH binding; NADPH binding. Gene Ontology annotation, cellular component: cytoplasm. Lineage: Eukaryota; Metazoa; Chordata; Mammalia; Tubulidentata; Orycteropodidae.